Messenger RNA from Clunio marinus, 252 nucleotides. NCBI's taxonomy places the organism in Eukaryota, Metazoa, Arthropoda, Insecta, Diptera, Chironomidae. The record is from the annotation of a GenBank genome assembly.
AUGGCAUUGAAAUGCCUUCAAAUGUUCAUAACUAAAGAAGAAAGCGAAAAAAUGAGGGGAGAGAAAUUCCCGGAGAAACGUCGAAACGUGACCGAUGUCCAGAAUACGAAAUUGAUUUUUCUUUUCUUUUGCCCGCCUCUAGAGUCUCAACGGAAAGCACUCAAGUUAGUUUGUUGGGUUACUGUUGCUAGUCAUAAAGUAUACGCCAGACAUCACCAGAUGUACUUUCGCGCUAAUGGAGUUUUUCAUUGA